This is a messenger RNA of Letharia columbiana, 789 nucleotides long. RefSeq lists its product as uncharacterized. Gene Ontology annotation, biological process: translation. The record is from RefSeq and is a predicted model, not a curated record. Lineage: Eukaryota; Fungi; Ascomycota; Lecanoromycetes; Lecanorales; Parmeliaceae. Gene Ontology annotation, molecular function: structural constituent of ribosome; RNA binding. The transcript is spliced from 5 exons. Gene Ontology annotation, cellular component: cytosolic small ribosomal subunit; ribosome. Bases 1 to 789 code for a protein of 262 amino acids.
AUGGGUCGCGGACCGAAGAAGCAUCAGAAGCGUCUCAGCGCGCCAUCGCACUGGCUUCUGGACAAACUGUCUGGUGCCUAUGCGCCUCGCCCAUCGCCAGGUCCUCACAAGCUCCGAGAUUGCAUGCCACUCAUUGUCUUCAUCCGUAACCGACUGAAGUAUGCUCUCAACUCCCGCGAAACCAAGGCCAUCGUCAUGCAACGCCUCAUCAAAGUCGAUGGCAAGGUUCGCACCGACACCACGUAUCCCGCCGGCUUCAUGGACGUCAUCUCUAUCGAGAAGACUGGCGAGAACUUCCGACUUGUCUACGACACAAAGGGUCGUUUCACAGUCCACCGCAUUACCACUGAAGAGGCGGAAUACAAGCUGGCAAAGGUCAAGAGGGUGCAAUUAGGCAAGGGUGGAAUCCCAUUCUUGGUUACGCAUGAUGCACGAACGAUUCGCUAUCCGGACCCUGCUAUCAAAGUGAAUGACACAGUCAAGAUCGAUCUAUCGACAGGCAAAAUCAGCGACUUCAUUCGCUUUGAUACUGGUGUUAUUGCAAUGGCAACAGGUGGUCGUAACAUGGGCCGUGUUGGUGUGAUCACACAUCGCGAGCGUCACGAUGGAGGCUUCAACAUUGUGCACAUCAAGGAUGCCAUAGACAAUUCCUUUGCUACUCGGGAAACUAAUGUCUUUGUCAUUGGCAACGAGAAGCCAUGGAUCAGUCUGCCUAAGGGUAAAGGAGUUAAGCUAUCAAUUGCAGAGGAGAGGGAUCGUCGUCGUGCAUAUGCAAUUGCAGGUCACUAG